Messenger RNA from Hirsutella rhossiliensis, 2223 nucleotides. RefSeq names its product elongation factor tu GTP binding domain-containing protein. Gene Ontology annotation, cellular component: mitochondrion. The record is from RefSeq and is a predicted model, not a curated record. The transcript is spliced from 4 exons. Lineage: Eukaryota; Fungi; Ascomycota; Sordariomycetes; Hypocreales; Ophiocordycipitaceae. Gene Ontology annotation, biological process: mitochondrial translational elongation. Gene Ontology annotation, molecular function: translation elongation factor activity; GTP binding; GTPase activity. The coding region runs from base 1 to 2223 and encodes 740 amino acids.
AUGCGCGUAGCAAGCGCUGCACAGGCGGCCCUCAAAAAAGCACAAGAAGACGCUGCGGGCCUGACUCCCGAGUACGUUGCCGCAAACAUGGCGCCCGAAGAAGCCCAACGGCUGUCGCGAGUUCGCAACAUUGGCAUUGCCGCCCAUAUCGACAGCGGGAAGACGACAGCAACGGAAAGGGUUCUCUUCUACACUGGCCGGAUCAAGGCAAUCCACGAAGUUAGGGGAAAAGAUUCAGUGGGCGCCAAGAUGGAUUCCAUGGAGCUGGAACGGGAAAAGGGAAUCACGAUUCAGUCUGCAGCCACGUUUUGCGACUGGAAAAAGACAGAGGACGGCGAGGAGAAGACAUACCAUUUCAACUUGAUUGACACGCCUGGCCAUAUUGACUUCACCAUCGAAGUCGAGCGAGCCCUUCGAGUCCUGGACGGUGCCGUCAUGAUUCUUUGCGCUGUCAGCGGCGUGCAGUCCCAGACCACCACCGUCGACCGCCAGAUGAAGCGAUACAAUGUCCCGAGGCUCUCCUUCAUCAAUAAAAUGGAUCGCAUGGGCGCCAAUCCCUGGAAAGCCGUGGAACAGAUCAAUUCGAAGCUCAAGAUGCCCGCCGCAGCUAUCCAGAUCCCCAUUGGGGCCGAGGACGAAUUCGAGGGCGUCGUCGACCUGGUUGAGAUGAAAGCCUUGUAUUUCGAAGGACCACGCGGAACCAAGGUUCGGGUCUCCGACCAAAUACCUGGCGCUCUACUAGAACUGGCUGCCGAGAAGCGCCAAGUCUUGAUUGAGAAGCUGGCCGACGUCGACGACGAGAUCGCCGAACUUUACCUCGAUGAAAAAGAACCAUCAAAGUCGCAGAUCAAAGCCGCCAUCCGACGAGCAACCACCGCACGUGCCUUCUCCCCAGUCCUAAUGGGAUCUGCUCUGGCCGAUAAGGGAGUCCAACCUAUGCUCGAUGCUGUUUGCGACUAUCUCCCGAAUCCAUCCGAGGUGGAGAAUACUGCCCUGGACAAGACCCAAGGCGAACGGGCGGUCAAGCUUGUACCAUACAACUCGCUGCCCUUUGUCGGGCUGGCCUUCAAGCUGGAGGAGAACAACUUUGGACAGCUUACAUACAUCCGCGUCUACCAGGGCAUGCUCACCAAGGGAUCGUACCUGUACAACUCGAGGACAGACAAGAAGGUCAGAAUCCCACGCAUAGUUCGCAUGCACUCGAACGAGAUGGAGGAUGUGUCUGAGGUUGGCGCCGGCGAGAUUUGUGCCGUCUUCGGCGUUGACUGCGCAUCGGGAGACACCUUCACGGAUGGGGGGCUCCCCUACAUCAUGUCAUCCAUGUACGUGCCGGACGCUGUCAUGUCGCUGUCCAUCAGGCCGAAGCGCACUACCGAAGCGGACAGUUUCAGCAAAGCGAUGAACCGAUUCCAGCGCGAGGACCCGACAUUUCGAGUACACGUGGACGCCGAGAGUGAAGAGACGAUCAUCUCAGGCAUGGGCGAGCUGCAUCUCGAGGUUUAUGUCGAGCGCCUGCGUCGAGAGUAUAAGACGGACUGUAUCACGGGCCAGCCCCGUGUGGCCUACCGAGAGACGAUUUCCCGACGUGCCGAUUUCGACUACCUGCUGAAACGCCAGAGCGGUGGCCCCGGCGAUUUUGCACGCGUGGCUGGCUGGAUUGAGCCCAACGACAAGCCGGAUGAGAACUACUACGAGAGCCAGGUCGUGGGCGGCCACAUUCCAGACAAGUUUCUGACGGCCUGUGCCAAAGGGUUCGACCUUUCCUGCGAAAAGGGUCCCCUCCUUGGCCACCGCGUCAUCGGAGCGAAGAUGAUUGUCAAUGACGGAGCCACUCAUGUUACCGACUCCUCGGACUAUGCUUUCAAUCUCGCCACACAAAUGGCGUUUCGCAAAGCCUUCCCUGAUGCUGGUGGUCAGGUCUUAGAGCCGCUGAUGAAGACGACCAUUACGGCUCCCAACGAAUUUCAGGGCAAUAUUCUGAUGCUCAUGAACAAGAGAAACGCUACUAUUCACGACACCGACAUUGGAAGCGAGGACUUUACACUAAUUUGCGACUGCAGUCUCAAUGCCAUGUUUGGGUUCAGCUCACAGCUACGGGCGGCGACCCAAGGGAAGGGGGAGUUCAGCAUGGAGUUCAGCCACUACGCCGCCGCACCCCCUCAUCUCCAGAAAGAAUUGAUUGCCAAAUAUCAGGCCGAACUCGAGGCGAAGAGAACCAAAUGA